GCAACAUGCAUCUCUUCCACUUUCUCAACGUGGUAGUCCUACUCACCUUCGGCAUUGGCGUUUCGUCCACCCCUGUUGCUCAUGGCACAACUUCGAAUUGUAACGCACGAGACAUCGCCAUCGUGAAACGAACAGCCAAUGAGCCUACGUACUUUUGUACAUGGUGGAACUCGGAAACCCCAUUCUUGGAGUUGACAGUAUCCCAAGUCAACAACGCAUGCAAAUGUAUCUCGAAAUCCUCAAAGAACAAGCGAGCAGCACCUUUAGAUCAUCCGGUCUUGUCGAAGGGUAAAUCUGUUGAAUCUUGCAGAAUCGAAAUGAGCAAGCAAUUCACCGAACCAUGGCAUUUUGCAAAUUUUACACUGCAUAAAGUCUAUCCCUACCACUACCAAGAGAUCUUCGACCAAAAGACUUCUGUGACAAAGACGACUAUUAAAUCAAGUUCUACCAAACCAUCGAGCAGCAAGAAGCUCACUUCGUCAUUAAGCAAAAAAACUACGUCCUCUAGUAAGAAAUUGUCUUUGUCUUCAUCUUCGAGCCGGAAGGCUACAUUGUCGUCGACCAAAACAGCCACCAGCACAAAGACCAGCUCAACCACAAAACCUAUGUCCACCUCUAAAUCUUCGACGUCAAGCCUGCGGAAGACGACUAGCUCUUCGAACUUGGUCAGCAACGCCAGGAAGACCAGCAGCAGCACUCAAGCAAAGGUCUCUUCCAGCUCAGCCAGGAGUGUGUCAUCCGCCCGUCAAAGCUCUGUCUCGAAAUCAUCGACGUCCACAUCUUUAAAGUCCUCGAGUUUGACUAAAUCGUCCUUGAGCUCAUCUAAGCCCUCGGUUUACACAACGACAAGCAGCAAGUCCUCUUCGACACUUCUGAGCUCGAGCGAGUCUUCCGCAAGAGUGACAUUAACAAGCUCAAGCAAGCUUUCGACUUCUUCGAGCGUUAGCUCCACCAGCACCACUAAGACUUCUACCUCAGUCUCGUCGGUGUCCGCCACAAAGACAGCAACGGCCAGAACGGACGGCCAAUUCUAUCUGAGGAUAGCUAGUACUACCUCACCACCUGAUGAUUACUACAUCACAGUGGCAGAUGGUUACAGUUUUGGACCCUCUAGGCAGCUCGUGUUUGGGAUCGGUCCUAACGGAUAUCUGUAUCAACUGGAUCCGAUCAAUACUGGAUUGGAACUAACUUUAGAGAAGGGGGGAUAUGGCUAUCUCGGUCGUUAUGCCGAGCUUGGGCAGUACUCUUCAGCCAACUUCAUAUGCUCCUACGAUGAGAGUUACCUCUUGAGCUGUGCUGCCCCUUCAUCCAAUGGUACCUUAACUCCAGUAACUUGGUCGUAUAGGGAGUUUUCUGGAGGAUAUUUCGAGUGGAUGGUAUUCUCCAAUCCUGACGACCAGCCGACUAUAGAUCUCUAUGUCGAACUUGCGGUGCCGUCAACCUCAUCCACAGCAUCAUCAAGCGACCCUACCAUUCCAUCCACCAGCUCACCCAUCAUUACCACCACCGCUUCACCCAACGCUUCUUUCACCGCUUCACCCACCGCUCUCUUCAACGCCACGAGCUCUUCCACUGUUUUCCCCAACACUACGAGUUCUUUCGCCGUCUCUUCUAACAUUUCGUCGACCGUUUUGUCUACCACUUCUUCUACAGCUUCACCUAACACUUCGUCCACCGUUUCAUCCAACGCUUCCUCUGAAGCUUCGUCUAACGCUUCAAGCUCUGGUCUCUCCUCUUGCUUGGCCAAAUGCUCCGAUGACUCUCGUUGCGUUGGCACGAACUACGACUCCGACAAUGACACCUGCCUGUACUACUUUGCGGAUGGAAAUACUUCUGAGGCUGCUUCUUCUCCUACUGCUAGCCGCACUCCUGGCUCGAACUCCACUGCUAGUGCUACUGGAAGCCCCACUCAUUCUUCAGGCAUCACCGGCGGCGCUGGUAACUCGACUUCUUCCAGUCUGGCUACCGCAUCGCCUACCGUUGCUCUCACCUGUAACCUCAUCCCACGUCUACCCAACAGCGGUUUCGAGGGAUGGCAAGAACCAGACUGCCUGGGUAACCACCGGUGGCUAUGCUGGCUCCUGGGCUCCUACUACAACAAAACCCUAUCACGGCGCUCUGAGCGGCCAAUUCACUUUGAGCCAACUACAGACUACUCUCGAGCAUCGAUCUAUCUGGUGAACACCAUGAGUAAUCUCUGUCAAGGAUUCGAUUACAGCAUCUCUUACCAUUCCUUCUGCAAUGCCCGGGAGUCUGAGUACUGUUACGUUUCGGUAACCACCAGCGAAGCUUAUGACUCUGAGAGAGGAUACUUUUCCGCAACAGAACCAGGCACUGGCUGGCUUGCCGAAGAUGAUGUUUUCAGCUUCACGGCUGCUAGCAGUACUUCGACGUUGUACUUAUAUGUCGGAACGGUGACAGACAACCAGGGCGUUGGUAAUGUCUAUUUGGAUGACUUCAGAAUUAGAUUUUUGGGACGCAAGGGAAGA
Molecule: messenger RNA, 2489 nt
Organism: Aureobasidium musti
Lineage: Eukaryota; Fungi; Ascomycota; Dothideomycetes; Dothideales; Saccotheciaceae
Source: the annotation of a GenBank genome assembly